Molecule: messenger RNA, 1607 nt
Organism: Myxocyprinus asiaticus (Chinese sucker)
Lineage: Eukaryota; Metazoa; Chordata; Actinopteri; Cypriniformes; Catostomidae
Product: creatine kinase S-type, mitochondrial-like
Exons: 10
Coding region: 211-1464 (417 amino acids)
Biological process (GO): phosphocreatine biosynthetic process
Cellular component (GO): mitochondrion
Molecular function (GO): creatine kinase activity
Source: RefSeq, a predicted model, not a curated record
UCUCAAGGGCAAGCCGGACGACAGACAUGGGUUAUGACCUGCCACUUACACGGAAGAGGAUUGGCCAUCAGGCUGGCUUCUAAUCCCAUAUCCAGAGAGGAGCACCAGCUUUACUCACAGACUGUGUAUGUCCUAACACAGCCUACUGUAACUGCGGACACUCUACAGUGCUGACUCCAACUGGAUUUUGUAAUCAGAAACAGUGUGAAGAUGGCAAGCUCAUUCACCAAGAUGUUCUCGGGCCGUACAACUGGCUUACUCAUGGCGAGUCUAGGAGCUGGCGCCAUGGCGACCGGUUACUUGAUGAGUGACAGUGCCACUAUCUCUGCAGAGCAGAGAAGGAAACUCUACCCUCCCAGUGCUGACUUUCCUGACCUUCGCAAGCACAACAACUGUAUGGCCGGUGCACUGACCCCUGCCAUCUAUGCCAAGCUGAGGGACAAGGUCACCCCAAACAACUGGACUCUUGACCAGUGCAUCCAGACUGGUGUGGACAACCCCGGUCAUCCCUUCAUCAAGACAGUGGGGAUGGUUGCUGGUGAUGAGGAGAGCUAUGAGUUGUUUGCUGAAAUCUUUGAUCCCGUAAUCAAGGACAGACACAACGGCUAUGACCCAAAAACCAUGAAGCAUCCAACUGACCUUGAUGCCUCCAAGAUCACAUCAGGCAUGUUUGACGAGCGCUACGUCCUGUCCUCCCGUGUGCGCACUGGCCGCAGCAUCCGUGGCCUCAGUCUGCCCCCCGCCUGCAGCCGCUCCGAGCGUCGUGAGGUGGAGAGGGUGGUGAUCCAAGCCUUGGCUGGACUAAAGGGAGAUCUUACUGGACGUUACUACAGCCUCACUGAAAUGACUGAACAUGAGCAGCAGAGACUCAUCGAUGACCACUUCCUGUUUGACAAACCUGUGUCCCCUUUGUUGACUUGUGCAUUUAUGGCCCGUGACUGGCCAGAUGCAAGAGGCAUCUGGCACAACAAUGAGAAGACCUUUUUAAUAUGGGUCAAUGAAGAAGACCACACCCGUGUCAUCUCCAUGGAGAAGGGUGGCAAUAUGAAGAGGGUGUUUGAGAGGUUCUGCCGAGGUCUCAAACAGGUGGAACAACUGAUUCAGGAGAGAGGCUGGGAGUUCAUGUGGAAUGAACAUCUUGGCUACAUCCUGACCUGCCCAUCCAAUCUGGGUACCGGUCUCAGAGCUGGAGUGCAUGUCCGCUUGCCAAAGCUCAGCAAGGACCCUCGGUUUGGCAAGAUUCUGGAUAACUUGCGGUUGCAGAAGCGUGGCACUGGCGGAGUGGACACCGCUGCUGUGGGCGACAUCUUUGACAUCUCAAACCUUGACCGCCUGGGCAAAUCUGAGGUGGAACUGGUGCAGUUGGUAAUUGAUGGUGUCAACUACCUUAUUGAAUGUGAGAAGAGAUUGGAGAAGGGCCAGGAUAUCAAGAUCCCUGCACCCAUCCAACAGUUCAGGAAGUGAGCAACGCUCCUCUGCUAAAUUUGGACCAGUACAGCAGAGUUAACCAUGGACAAUCCUUCCACCAAUCCCAAAAACAGAAGGUCUUAUGUAUACACAAAGCUCAAUAAAAUGAACCCUAAAACUACAAAGUACAUAUGCAUGCU